AUGAAUUCACUAAUAGCACCUGUGGCUCAGGACACACAUACAUCUAUGGGCGAGAUUGACAACUAUUUUAAAAGCACAUUGGAAGAUUCGUUCUACGGAAUAGAUGACAGCCUAGUAUAUAACUUUGGCAACUCGUAUACAAAGUACGGAACAUCGUACACGAGAAAUGGUACUUCAUACACUAAAAAUUUUUACAACACAGAUUCUUUGAUUUUAGGUGACGGAUUCGCGUUUACCACCAAUUUUGACCCGUAUUCAGUACACUUUGACCACGAUUCUAUACUCCAAAAUGCUUCAAUCUACCAUAACCCCGGGCUAUAUGAAACGGCUGAGAACCCAAACUUUUAUAGGGAUGUCUACCAUGACCCAGCUUUCUAUGGAGACUAUAAUAAGACGCAGUUUAUAGAACAAGAUGUGACAAAUGAUCCGUAUACCCAGUAUACCAUUCCGGAACUCGGUGGUUUAAAGGGACUGGACGUUAUCCCUGUGGAUGAUCCACACAUGCUACCCAUUGACGGAGAUGACCAUACUAGACAUGUGGAUCCAAAUGGAUUUAUUGAUUCUUUACGUACGGAAUCUGGUGUGAAUAAGGCAGUUAAAGCACAAGUAUUGCCCCAAAGUAAUGGGAAAGUUGAGUACGUCUCAACUACCAUGUCGCCAAUGUCAAGUGUUUCCACUCCCAUACUUGGUGGACACGUUGCAAGAGGUGGGCAUAUCGGUAGUGUUAUUCCAGUGAAUGGAACCAUCAAUAAUGCAGCUCCACUCGCAAGUGGUGUAAAAGUUGUACCAAAAGCAGCAGGCAAACCUGUAGGAAAAACCAGCAAAAGCGCAGCAGUGAAAAGAGUAAGCACCCAAGAUCUCGCUCUCUUUAAUUCGUUAAUGGACGCAACUAAUGUAACUCCACUCAGAGGACAAAAUGCUAUGGCUGGACAAAUGAAUGAACAAUCGUAUGCGAACAAAGAAAAGCCCUUGUACGCUGACUUAAUGUAUAAUCAGGAUAUGGCAGUGCAUGGUGCAGGUCCAAAUGCACUUAAAAGGAAAAGUCUUAAUCAUGCAGUUUAUGAUGGGUUCAAUGGCGAGACAGGCCAACAAUUUUUCGGAAAUGGAACCAUGAAAUCACCGUAUUAUAAGAUGGAUGCUUUUUCAAUGGAGGGUUAUACGAAAUCCCUCGACAGUUUGCUCUCAUGUUAUUCGCUUGAUACACAUACUGUAUCAACGAAUGCCAGCCCAAAUAAUUCUGAAAUGUAUGCGUUGGAGCAUCCGGCAAAUAUGCAUCCAAAUGACAAGAUACAGGGUAGGAUAUCCCUUGAGGGUAGGGAUUCCGUAUCUUCUUUCUCCUCUAACGCUUCACAGGAAGUACCUCAGUAUUCCCGUCUUACGAGAAUUACGCGCGAACCGGCGUUUCAGAUGGAGCCUUCAGAGGCGACAAAAGCUCAUUUCAUGGAAAUCCUUAGGAACGUUUACGCACAAGAAUACGUGGACGGCCCAUCUACCUACACGCUUCCACCAGAAGUUUUUCUUAGCAGCUACAUUAUUGACCUGGGUAAAAAGUAUGACGACUCACAGUUGGAUGUUGCCCCUCCAGAGGACCAUACAGUUUACACCAGGGUUAGCGGGGAUAAAUUGAAGCUCACAAAGCAGGUCUUGAGCAGCAGGGCCAUUGCAUCAUCUGCCAACUUGAAUGACGGGUUAAUGCGCUUUAAAAAUGAUGACACUGGUCUCUGCUAUUCCCCUACUAUUAGCUGGGAUUGGGAUGGUGUCCAUGAAGUUAGCUGGUGGAACGUGGAUAGCAACGGUGAUGUCAGAAACUUUAGAACAAAGUUUCCGCCAAAGGCGCCAGGCAUAAAGAAUGGAGCCUUUGAAGAAGCUAGUGCAUUCGCAAAGUUUGUGGAGAAUACAGUUCGACCCGGAAACCUCAUUAGAUGGUACCCGGGAUUCAACAUUCCUAUUGGAACCAACGGAAGGGCCAAUUUAAGGAAGGUGCUCCACAUGGAUAGGAUGAAGAAUGCAGAGCUUUGUGACCCUGUUUUGGAGGCUAAUGGACUUAAAGUUGCGGCAAAGUCUACCUUUGGAGACAUGACUAUUGUAGAACUCUACAAGGCAGCUUAUGUCCUUGGUCUCUGGGAUGUUGCAGCUUACAACUGUUUGAAAACAUGCAAACGCAGAGGAUAUGCCUUUGAAUGGCUACAUGAUAUUCAGAGGGCAGGCAAGAGAAUCACGCUAGAUGCCCUCAAGUAUCUCAGGGGUGUCCGUGAGUCCAUUGAACAGCAAAAGAAUGCUAAGAAUAACCUCCAUGAUAAAAUUAGAAGGAGGAAGACACCUGACAAGCGCAAGAGAAUGUCUGAAGUCUAA
Theileria equi strain WA is the source of this 2352-nucleotide messenger RNA. RefSeq lists its product as hypothetical. The transcript has a single exon. The record is from RefSeq and is a predicted model, not a curated record. Bases 1 to 2352 code for a protein of 783 amino acids. NCBI's taxonomy places the organism in Eukaryota, Apicomplexa, Aconoidasida, Piroplasmida, Theileriidae.